Rosa rugosa (rugosa rose) is the source of this 1038-nucleotide messenger RNA. Its product is annotated as F-box/kelch-repeat protein At3g18720-like. Gene Ontology annotation, molecular function: protein binding. NCBI's taxonomy places the organism in Eukaryota, Viridiplantae, Streptophyta, Magnoliopsida, Rosales, Rosaceae. The transcript is spliced from 2 exons. Bases 1 to 1038 code for a protein of 345 amino acids. The record is from RefSeq and is a predicted model, not a curated record.
AUGACGGGUCUUUUCGGGAACCGUUUCUUCACAAGAAUCUUAAAGAAAGCAACAUUCUAUGCGAUCAAAGGAGGUCGCAGAAGUCCAGAGAAGCAAAAGGAAAUUAGGGACUGGUCCGAUCUCCCUCCUGAACUUCUUUCACUCAUAGCAGAACGUGCAGGCCUAUUCGCGCUUCAGAGUUUCCAUCGUGUUUGUAAGGCUUGGAACUCUGCUUCUUCUGCAGCUUUACCUCAGAUACUUGAGACAGAACUAAACCAAGGACCUUGGUUUUUACUAUAUGAUGAUAAAAGUCCUAAGUGCAAGGUGCUAACUGGAAGUGGCAAGAAGUUGAUAAUGAGUCGCCCAGAACUGGAUAGAACAACUUGCCUUGCAACAUACCAAGGAUGGCUUCUUCUGUUCCAACAAGGAUGUGGUUCCAUGUUCUUCUUUCACCUUUUCUCUCGUCGCAGAAUAGACCUUCCACAGUUCCCAGACUCGGAACUCACUGAUCAUGUUGCAGCAGUUUCAUGUUCUCCAACGUCUCAGGAUUGUAUGGUUUGUGUUAUUAGUCGUAGCAAUGAUGCUGAAUUGGAAGCCAAGGUACUAUACCUUGGAGAAGACCAGGCAUGGACAAAACUCAAGUAUUCUCGUUCCCGAGUUUACACUGGUACAAUCAAAUUUGCUGUAUAUCACACUGGAAUAUUCUGCUUUUUCGACCAUAGAAAUGAUAGAAUUCUCACCCUAUCUACUGAAAAUCGAGCUCACAACUGGAGUGUCAUUAACUUAAUAUUCUCCCCGAAAAAUCAGUCGAGACCAGGAACAUUAUUGUUUGACAGGGGUGAGCUGAAGAAAAAGUUCGAUGACAUGAAGAAGAAGAUGGGCUUGACAAAAGGUGUUUCGAUUUCUACUUGUGGCACAAUAACACUAUCUGAAGGCUUGCCCAAGUUUAUUUUUAAUGAGAUCAUUAGUGAUCAUGCGGAAGAAUCCAAGAGAAACCAUUUCAAAGGGGUAUGGAUGCAACCAAGACUUAAACAAAACCCAUCAACGUACAAAAGAUAA